This is a messenger RNA of Pyrenophora tritici-repentis Pt-1C-BFP, 1479 nucleotides long. Its product is annotated as UhpC, Sugar phosphate permease. Gene Ontology annotation, cellular component: membrane. Gene Ontology annotation, biological process: transmembrane transport. Gene Ontology annotation, molecular function: transmembrane transporter activity. The record is from RefSeq and is a predicted model, not a curated record. NCBI's taxonomy places the organism in Eukaryota, Fungi, Ascomycota, Dothideomycetes, Pleosporales, Pleosporaceae.
AUGGUGACUUUGGAUCCCAGCGACGAAAAGGCACAGCCGAUGACUGCGAUGGCCAGUGGCCUGAAUAAUAGCAUAGUGAACUCGGAAAGUGACGAUCUUGCCAUGUUGGCGCUGGAGAAACGAGUUCUCAGGAAGACUGAUAUGGUUGUCUUACCAAUGAUGUGCUUUGUUUUCUUCUUCCAAUACCUAGAUAAACAGAGUCUGAGCUAUGCAUCGGUGUACGGCCUCAUUGCCGAUCUAGACUUGAAAGGCAAUCAGUUCGCAUGGACGUCUUCCAUCUUCUACGUUGGGCAGCUUGUGUCUGAGUUCCCAUUCAUUUACCUGAUGAGUCGGUUUAAACUGUCAAAGUUUGUGGGUAUCACAAUUGUAAUUUGGGGCGCAGUCUGCAUGUGUCUUGCCACUCCAAAGACAUACAGCGGAUUCCUUGCCGUGCGUUUCUUCCUAGGAGCCGCAGAGGGGGCGGUCAGUCCAGCUUUCAUCACCAUUACAAGCAUCUGGUACAAGAGAAGUGAGCAUGCGCUGCGUAUAGGUUGUUGGAUUACCUACAACGCGCUUGCGCAAAUCGUCGGCUCUUUACUCAUGUACGGCAUCGGGCAACACAACACAUCGUCACUUGCUUCCUGGCGACUCAUGUUACUCGUCUGUGGAAUAUUCACCUCGCUCUGCGGUGUAGCAUUCUACUGCAUCAUGCCCGACGGGCCUGAUACGGCAUGGUUCUUGACAGCAGAAGAGAGAAUAGCUGCACAGCAUCGUCUACGUGAGGACCACGACGGUGGUGACAAGACAUCUUUUUCCAUGGAACAACUCAAAGAGGCAGCAUUUGAUUUCAAAACAUAUGCUGCGUUUGCGUUUGGUAUCCUUGUCACAGCUCCGGCUCCGGUGCUCACUUUUGCGUCCUUGAUCAUCAAACAACUAGGUUAUACCUCUGGUGAAACACUGUUGCAUGGAUCUCCAUCUGGUGCUGUCCAGAUCGUAGCUAUCUGGAUUGGCAUCAUCGCGUGCCUCAUCUGGCCGCAGAAACGUUCUUUCAUCAUCAUCGGACUCGUUGCGAUACCCUUGACCGGGUGCAUCAUGCUAUUGGCACUGCCUCUCCACGGCUGGCCUAUCAUCAUUGCCGCCUGGCUCGGAAGUUGCAUUUCCAGCAUCUUUUCCCUCACCAUGAGUUUGAACGCGUCCAACAUACGCGGCAACACAAAGCGAUCGGUUGUGAAUACUGUGUACUUUAUCGGCUACUGUUCCGGAUGCAUUGGCUUUCCUCAGUUGUGGACGACCGAGACAGCGCCGAGGUAUACGGCCGGUCUUGUGGUCUCGGUGGCGGAUUGGGCGAUUCUCAUUGUGCUUAUGGGGUACUAUUGGUACCAUGGAUGGAGUGAGAAUAAGAGAAGGGAUGAGCUCGAAAAGGAGUCCGCUGUUACAGUGUAUGAGCCUGGCGCUGAUGUCACAGAUAAGCAAGACUUGACUUUUAGAUAUUCUCUGUAG